This is a messenger RNA of Chlamydomonas reinhardtii, 1004 nucleotides long. RefSeq lists its product as uncharacterized. Bases 101 to 304 code for a protein of 67 amino acids. The transcript is spliced from 3 exons. The record is from RefSeq and is a predicted model, not a curated record. Lineage: Eukaryota; Viridiplantae; Chlorophyta; Chlorophyceae; Chlamydomonadales; Chlamydomonadaceae.
CUGUUCUUGCAAGCACUGAUAUACGGAAGAUUCGUCUCUAGAUUUGCUCGCUAUAGAAGGCUAGACAACUUUCUUGUCAAUUUUUCUCUCGCGCGACAAAAUGAGUCUAGGCGAGGCUUUCCGCACUGCUGUCUACAAGGAGCCUGUGAUGGUGUGGAGCCUGAUGAUUUACGGCGUCGGUAUUUCUUAUGCGGCCUUCGUCAAGCCGAGCAUGAUUGAGCCUCACAGCAAGGACCUGCCAUCUGCUCCUCCUAGCUUGAAAGAGGUGAUGGCUGGCAUCCAGGCUAAGCUCAACAACAAGUAAAUGAGCGGCUGUGGAGCUUCCAGCUUUCCGGGGGAAGUCUGGUGCUGAGCUGGGCACGGGAGCAGCACGAGGAGCGUGCCCAAAGCAGGCGUGCGUCCGCGCUCGUGCCUCGAACAGCAGCGGCCGGAAGCAGCAGCGGCCGGGAGCCAUGCUGCAGCUUGAAUGGGAGCUUUAUGGGCGCACGGACGUGUGAGAGCGCUGUACGGAGCAGUGGUAUGCUGAGUAUGGCGGGGUUCACACGGGUGAACUGCUGAUGGUUGGGGGAGGUGCGUGAAGGCGCCGACCCCUCUCGACAGCUUAUAACUGGCGGGGCUUUAGGAAUGAAGGCAUAUAGGGGUUCUAAUGGGUUUGAUGAAGGUUUUGGCUUGACCCUGCGGUGUGUCUGCGAGUGUGCAGAGGCCGUGGCCUGUAGUGGUGUGUGCUGGGGGCACGUCUCGGUUUUGAGACACUGCCAUGACACGUGUUUCAGGUGGGACAGCAGGAGGACUACCGUGUAAUGCAUGGCUGAGUGCAACUUUCAGGAACACAGAGGUUGCUGGGGUGAGGCCACAUUGCCUGCGAUACCACGCCCACGCCCUCUGUCGCGGCUGCCCAGCCAUCAUUUUAAGCGCCACGGCAACGAUGGCGAAACCGAGUAGCCAUUAGCCGGCGACUCGCCGCACUGGGGUAAUCAGGGGCUGGCAAGCGACCCAUGUAUCCA